Saccostrea echinata is the source of this 2251-nucleotide messenger RNA. RefSeq lists its product as uncharacterized. Bases 56 to 1309 code for a protein of 417 amino acids. The record is from RefSeq and is a predicted model, not a curated record. The transcript has a single exon. Lineage: Eukaryota; Metazoa; Mollusca; Bivalvia; Ostreida; Ostreidae.
CACUGAAUUCUUGUCGUUAUUAAAACACUCAUUUCGUUGUUGGGAGCUUUAUGUAAUGGAGCAGAGGGUUAAGAUUUUCAUUGGAAUUUUAUGGACAUUUAUGUUGGUGGGGAAAAGUAAACACGAAAGUAUAUUGCUACAAAAUGUUACGGAGGUUCUAAAAACUGCCAAAUCUCUGGAUGAUAUUAAUGGAUCGUUCGUAGAUAAAAUAAAAAGUGUUGGUGCUAUGGCCGAAACAUUUACAGAAAUGAUCGCACCUGCUUUGAAAAAUCUUAAAGAAGAGACAUCAACACAUCCGCUAUCAACAGAUUCUAGCUUGUUAAAGCGCCUCUUAAUCGAAGUAGAUCGUCAGUUUAAAAGUCUUUCUAUGGACUUCAAAGGCAUGAUGCAGAGGUUAGAGGAACAACGCAUUCAGAUACAACUGGGUAUCACGGAACAGAAGAUAAGAGUAGCCGCCCAGGAACUAGAACUUCUACACAGCAUACCUGCAGAGGCAUUUUCAGAGCAAGUGCAACUUUUUAUACUUAAUUAUGAAUCCGAUUUCCAGAACAGUGCAAAAAAGUUACUGUAUUCCAUAAUGAACGAAAAUAACUUGUUCCACAGAAGCAUUUUCAACAUUGCCAUUCCUUUAACUUCAUACAAUGCAGAACUGAUGCAACUUUUUAUGAUGAACAUGCUUAAGUUGUUGCUACAAGGAGUCAACGUAGAAAUGUCGUAUCUGAUUGUGAAGAAUUACUCUGAGAGUUAUAAAUUUAUGAAACGUGAUUGGGGCAAAAAAAUCAGAGAGGUUACGCAGCAUAUGACAAAAGUUGACCAGAUCGUAAGAUCAAAAUGGCGGGAACAAGCAGAAAUAGAUGUAAUUCAGAUGGCUGAUACCAAAGACGAUUUAGACCAUUAUUCCUUUGCUCACUUGAUAUACAACCACUUGCAAAACAAGUACCCAUGGCGACAUUGGUUUACCGUUGUAUAUGACCCAAUCGAUGGUUCUAAUAAGCACUGGAUGAGCACUUGUGGCGGUUUCACUAAAUUCAGAUUUCAUGGAAGGAAUAUUGUUGUGGCCAGUGUUGAUGAGAACAAGCCAUACCUUGAGGAGAAAGAGGGCCUGGAUAUUUUAAUGAAUUUACCAGCAAGUGCCACUGCUGAAGGGUUCUACUAUUCACUUCCGGAUUCUAUUACGGGGAAUUGUGAGUGGUACGCGUCAUCGGGGUGUUUGAAAUACGGAUACAAGGGACAUCACGUGGGCUUUGGAAAGCGAACUGUUAUUGUGGGAAGAAACGAUUCCAAUAUGACUCUUCAUCUUUUCGGAUAGAUAUGUAUGUUGUAGUCAGUUUGAAAAUUAUUAAUUCUUUUUUUAUACACAUGAUACAUGCUGAUAUAUAUUAUUGAUUGGGAAUAAAUGUAUUACUACUUAGUAACUACAAGUACCGAAGUCGAACACCAGGAACGUGUUUUUGAAGAGGAAGAAAAUCCAUUUAUCCAACCUGAAUCUGUGGAGAGAGUCUGAGAGACAGGAGACUGACAUACAUGUACAUGUAGCUGUUACAACUGAUGGUUUUUGAAUAACGAAGUUGACUGAUAGACAUUGCAUUCAAUAGUAUUAGAUCUUGGUCCAGUAAUUAUAGUUAAAACAACGGGGAUAUUGGUGCAAUUCUAAUCGAAAACAGAAUAUUCUUUUUAUAUUACAUUCAGUAUACUUGUACUUGUCAAUUCAGACCACAUUGUAACCAAUAUUACGUUUGGUAUUGUUCUAUCUCCUAACAGCUAAUCAUAGUAACUGGAAUUAUAAAACAGAUUGACUUGAAAGUUUAUGUUUCUGCAAAUGUCUCCAUGAAUUGUUUACUAAAAUUUCAAAUGAAAAUAAAUAUUUUUUCUCAGACUAGACAGUCAGAAUUAGUAUACUUAUGACCGACAUUUAUGUAUAUAAACAAUUUAUUAGCUAGCAACUCAUGGGAAAUUGAUGAUAAUGUCAUCCAUGACGAUUAAAGUUACAAGAACAUUUUGUAAUGAAAUCAUUUAUCACAAUGUUUAUAACGCAAUACUCAACAUUUUAGUCAUGAUGUCUGAACGAAACAUGCACAACUUGUUAAAAAAUACAUGUACAUGUAUGUAAGUUUGGAAUUUAUUCUGAAAAAUUGAGAAUUUUAAAUUAAGUUCCAUUAAAUUUUAGAAGCAAGGUAUUCUCUGAGUCGAGCGAUCAACCAUUCUUUUAUAUUUUAAUACUUUAUUUAAUAUGAUGCUUUGAAACUUUACC